AUGACGCCCGUAUUCAGUGCUUCCGAGACGGGACACGGCGAUAUUGUGAUGUCGCUUAUCGACCAGGGAGCCGACAUUCACCUUGCUCGCGAGGACGGUGUGACGCCGCUGUGGGUGGCCUGCUUCAAGAACCACCCCGAAGUGGUGCGACAUCUGCUGGAUAAGGGAGCGCAAGUGGAGGUCUGCGAAACGAACACGCUGCUCACACCGCUCUGUGUGGCCGCCAAGGCUGGGAGCUGGGAGAUAUGCUCCAUGCUCAUCGACGCCGGUGCUAAGGUCAACUACACCACCAAGUCGGGCCUGUCGCCGCUCUUCAUCACCUGCGCGCAGGGCCACUACGACGUGUGCGCGCUUCUGCUCAAGAACGGCGCCCAAGCCAAUCCCAAGGCCAAAGGCGCGGCCACGCCCCU
Molecule: messenger RNA, 410 nt
Organism: Acanthamoeba castellanii str. Neff
Lineage: Eukaryota; Discosea; Longamoebia; Acanthamoebidae
Product: ankyrin repeat domain 50, putative
Exons: 5
Biological process (GO): innate immune response
Cellular component (GO): cytoplasm
Molecular function (GO): protein binding
Source: RefSeq, a predicted model, not a curated record